AUGCUGCGGGCCCCGGGCUCCGACGCGCCCCCGACCCUGAGCGUCCGGAUCGCCGCGGCGGCGGGGGCGGCCUGCCUGGCGGACCUGCUCACCUUCCCGCUCGACACCGCCAAAGUGCGGCUGCAGAUCCAAGGGGAAGGCCAGGGCCAGCCCCCCAGGGCCCCCAGGUACCGCGGCGUCCUGGGCACGGUGGCCACCCUGGCAAGAACCGAGGGGCUGCAGAAGCUGUACAGCGGGCUGCCCGCGGGCCUCCAGAGGCAGGUGGGCUUCGCGUCCCUCCGGAUCGGCCUGUACGACAGCGUCCGGGAGUGGCUCAGCCCGGGCCAGGGAGCAGCAGCUAGUUUAGGAAGCAGGAUCUCCGCUGGUGUAAUGACGGGAGGAGCAGCAGUGUUCAUAGGGCAACCCACUGAGGUCGUGAAGGUGAGACUUCAAGCACAGAGCCAUCUGCAUGGCCGCAAACCUCGGUACACCGGCACUUACAAUGCCUACAGAAUCAUAGCCACCACGGAGGGCCUGACGGGCCUUUGGAAAGGGACUACUCCCAACCUGAUGAGAAAUGUCAUCAUCAAUUGUACGGAGCUAGUCACGUAUGACCUAAUGAAGGAGGCCCUUGUGAAAAACCAUCUACUAGCAGACGACCUACCCUGCCACUUCCUAUCAGCUCUUGUUGCUGGAUUUUGCACAACCGUUCUCUCCUCUCCGGUGGAUGUGGUAAAAACCAGAUUUGUUAAUUCUGUACCAGAACAGUACACAAGUGUGCCCAACUGUGCAAUGACAAUGCUCACCAAGGAAGGACCAUUGGCUUUUUUCAAAGGAUUUGUACCUUCCUUCUUGAGACUCGGAUCCUGGAACGUCAUUAUGUUUGUGUGCUUUGAACAGCUGAAGCGAGAACUGAUGAAGUCAGGGCGGACCGUGGACUGUGCCACAUAA
This is a messenger RNA of Canis lupus familiaris (dog), 930 nucleotides long. RefSeq names its product uncoupling protein 1 (gene UCP1). Gene Ontology annotation, molecular function: oxidative phosphorylation uncoupler activity. Lineage: Eukaryota; Metazoa; Chordata; Mammalia; Carnivora; Canidae. Gene Ontology annotation, biological process: mitochondrial transport; mitochondrial transmembrane transport; adaptive thermogenesis. The record is from RefSeq and is marked provisional. Gene Ontology annotation, cellular component: mitochondrial membrane.